AUGCACCGCGCCUUGGAGAUACCGGGCCCUGCAUCUCUGCUGAUGUCUGUCCCUUCCCUGGGGGGUGGGGCACUGCCCCUGAGCCCGCUGAGCGAGGGAAAACUUCUGGAGGCCGGCCCCAGAGCGGCAGGCAGGGGCGGGAACUGCUGUAGCCGCUUUUCCGUCCUGCGCUCCUUCCCCCGGGAAAGACGGCUGGCUUCCGUCACCCCCGGGGGCUGCGGGAACGGGCGGGGCGGCGGUGGGGCGCUGGGGCGGCUGCUGCUACUGCUCGGCGCCGCGUGCCUGAUCCCGCCGGGCGCGCAGGUGAGGCGGUUGGCGCGCUGCCCCGCCACUUGCAGCUGCACCAAGGAGUCCAUCAUCUGCGUGGGCUCCUCCUGGGUGCCCAGGAUCGUGCCGGGCGACAUCAGCUCCCUGAGCCUGGUAAAUGGAACGUUUUUGGAAAUCAAGGACCGAAUGUUUUCCCAUCUGCCUUCCCUGCAGCUGCUAUUGCUGAAUUCUAACUCAUUUACUGUCAUCCGGGAUGAUGCUUUUGCUGGACUUUUCCAUCUUGAAUACCUGUUCAUUGAAGGGAACAAAAUAGACACCAUUUCAAGAAAUGCCUUUCGUGGCCUCCGUGACCUGACUCACCUUUCUUUGGCCAAUAACCACAUAAAAGCCCUCCCAAGGGAUGUCUUCAGUGAUUUAGACUCUCUGAUUGAACUCGAUUUAAGGGGCAAUAAAUUUGAAUGUGACUGCAAAGCCAAGUGGUUGUAUCUGUGGUUGAAGAUGACCAAUUCCACUGUCUCAGAUGUCCUCUGUAUCGGUCCACCGGAGUAUCAGGAGAAGAAGCUAAAUGACGUGCCCAGCUUCGACUACGAAUGUACCACUACAGAUUUUGUUGUUCAUCAGACUUUGCCCUACCAGUCGGUUUCGGUGGAUACGUUCAACUCCAAGAAUGACGUGUACGUGGCCAUUGCUCAGCCCAGCAUGGAAAACUGCAUGGUGCUGGAGUGGGACCACAUCGAAAUGAAUUUCCGGAGCUAUGACAACAUUACAGGUCAGUCCAUCGUGGGCUGUAAGGCCAUCCUCAUCGACGACCAGGUGUUCGUGGUGGUGGCCCAGCUCUUCGGCGGCUCUCACAUCUACAGAUACGAUGAGAGCUGGACCAAGUUUGUCAAAUUCCAAGACAUCGAAGUCUCUCGCAUUUCCAAGCCCAACGACAUCGAGCUGUUUCAGAUCGAGGACGAGACCUUCUUCAUCAUUGCGGACAGCUCCAAAGCCGGUCUGUCCACAGUGUACAAAUGGAAUAGCAAAGGGUUCUACUCCUACCAGUCUCUGCACGAGUGGUUCAGGGACACGGAUGCGGAGUUCGUCGAUAUAGACGGGAAGUCGCAUCUGAUUCUGUCCAGCCGCUCCCAGGUCCCCAUCAUCCUCCAGUGGAAUAAAAGCUCUAAGAAGUUUGUCCCCCACAGUGACAUCCCCAACAUGGAGGACGUGCUGGCCGUGAAGAGUUUUAGGAUGCAGAGUGCCCUCUACCUUUCCCUCACCCGCUUCAUCGGGGAUUCCAGGGUCAUGAGGUGGAAUAGUAAGCAGUUUGUGGAGAUCCAGGCUCUCCCUUCCCGGGGGGCCAUGACCCUGCAGCCCUUUUCCUUUAAAGAUAAUCACUACCUGGCCCUGGGGAGUGACUAUACAUUCUCCCAGAUCUACCAGUGGGAUAAAGAAAAGCAGCUAUUCAAAAAGUUCAAGGAGAUCUAUGUGCAAGCACCUCGUUCCUUCACAGCUGUCUCCACUGACAGGAGAGAUUUCUUUUUUGCAUCCAGUUUCAAAGGGAAAACAAAGAUUUUUGAACAUAUAGUCGUUGACUUAAGUUUGUGAAGGUGUGAUUGGUGAAUUUAAAGACACGUAGCCCUAGCUUUCACCAGAGAGGACCGAGAAGCAAAUACAAAGCCAAGUUCAGAGCUCGCAAUUAAAAACGCCCUGGGGAACUAGUUAGAAGUUUUCAACAUUUUAGAACUCACAUUUCAAUCAGGGAUUGCAUUUAUUGGCUAGCUGCAUGACAUGUCCAUUCUCCCAUUUAAAAAGACAUCGUAGAGCCUGUUAUCUCUGAGAAAAGAGUACAGCAUUAACUCUCACCACCUGGGAAAGUAAUGUGCUUUUUUUCUUCUUCUUUUUUUUAUGAGGAAGGAAGAAAUUGGAUAAGAUGGGACAGCUCUUACAAUGAAAAAAAAAAAAAAAACCCCAACAAAAAAAGACCAAACAAACUAUGGGCCCUUCUCAUUUCAUUUUAGCAAUCUUUUCCGGUAAGAACUCUUCAAGCCAAAGUCAGCUGAAAAGAUUUGCUGAUGAAUCGUUUAAAAAUCUGAUAACACUCAGCAAUGCUAUUUUGAGUCAUUUCAGUUUCCUGAAGCCCCCUUCAUAGCAGAACGUUGGCUAGUUCAUUGGCUCGUGUGGAUGCUUGUCAUGAGAACGUUAACAAAAUAACGUUGGACAUCGCUUCCUUUGCCAGAGAGAAUACUCUGCGGAUACGCGUCCAGGCCCUGCACGGGCCUUUGGCCCAUGAGUGAGACAAAGGCUUUCUCCCCUCUUCCUUGUGGUUCAGAGCCGACCCCGUGGCAGUCAGAGCAACAUUGCUUGUGAGACGCCCUCCAUGACUCGGCUGCUCCCCUGAACCUGUUCUUUGAGUGUGUGGGUAACCAGCAGACAGGCCAAAGACUGAACGGUGCUUUUCAUCCCAUCCUUUAAAGCAAUAGAACAGGUCUUUCCAUCUGAUGAGCAUUUGGUAGAAUUUUUGAAGCAGAAUUUUGUGGGAUCAAAGGGGACUUGACACAAGCCCCGCUGUACUUUGAAACCUAGAGGUGGCCCUUUGAUUUGUGCAUGUCUGUGCCCUCUGGGCAGCUUCCUAUUUCAAGUCAUUGAAUACCAACCUACCUUCCUGCCCACCUGCCUUCCUCCGUACUCCUGCGUCGGUCCUGCUUGGCCGAUGUGCUCUCGCUGCUGCCGCCAGGGCAGCCCUUCUGGAGGGGCUGAAGCACCAGAUGGCAGAAGCCGGGGUGCUCCUGACACCAGUGCCCCCUUCCUUUCCCAGUAGUUUAGCAAAGGAAAGUCCCCUGGGACUCACGGCCUGACUCGGGACCAUGUAUGGGCAGGGGGCUCAUCCUGAAUAGGCUGGGGGGCCUCAGGCCGAUCAUCGGGGACCAGCUUUAGCAUUAGACCCGCUGCAUCCCACAGACCAGGUCUGUGCUCAGGGGGCCGGAGGGUCUGUUUCAGACUGGGCUUGUCUGGUGUGGGUUAUGGGAAAGCCCGCAGGGUCUGGUUUUGCGGAAGCAUCCCAGGGGAUGUUCUCUGGCUGAUUGGCUGGUUCUCUCCCGAGGCUAUGAAGUAGAUUUUAGGAGUGCUCGGAAAGAGCCACCCACCAGCGUCUCUUGUAGCCCCCAAACCAACACAAUCAGUUGUACUGGAGUGUUAUUUUUUCAUGAUCGUUUGUCAAGUCGUGAGGAGGUAGCCGUGUGGCACAAAUUUGAGUGCAGUGUCGUUUCUGGUUCAAGCGAAGCAGAUCAAGGCAAUAAAUAGCAUCGAUGUUGCAACGGCACUCCUGGGUACGUCCUGGGACUGCAGGCCGAGGGCUUCCAGCCUAGGACACUGGGGAUUUUAAUGAACUCGGUCCCCACACAGAAUAGCGUCUCUGCUUGAAACUUUCCUACGAGGCACCAACCAAACAGGAGGAAAGUGGUUUGUUUUCACUUCUGAAGCACAAAAUCACCCUUCCACGUUCCUUUGCCUUCCUGGUUGAUUUGAAUUGACUGCAAAUGCCCAGAUCCGCACAUCAGCAGCGGAAAGUGGGGCAGCGCUGCUAUUCUGCUGGCUGUUAAGAUGGGCAAGCAGUUCUUUCUGGCACACGGAACCCCUCAGACAAGCCUGGGCCGAAAAACAGGCCCUUGGCAAACAAGGUAGGGGACGUUUCGACAGUCCUAGCACUUGUGCCAGCUCGAAAUGAUGUUCCCGCACCCAGCUGCUUGUCGAGAAGGCAACCGGGGCAUCUUUUCAUGGGGCUGCCUCUAGGGAACCAGACACCAGCCCCCCAGCUUCCCCUCUGAGGGGGCAGUGGCUGUAGAAACGGUCUGUACCCACUGUGCUGGUGGGCAUCGCCUAGAAUCCAGAAAGCCGGGGGUGCGGUGCUGGGAACAGGGGUGCUUGCCGAGUCCAGGGGAGACAUUGGCUGCUGGAAGAAAGAUCUAUCGAAUUGGGGGCGAGGCACGGGCAAGAGGGCAAGUAGUCCACGUGGCUGCAGUCAGGUUCUCUUUUUCUUCUUAAGAAACUAGACACGAUCAGAGUCUGCAGCCUACAAGAGUCUCCAUGCUCAGGGAGGGAGUAUUUGUUCUGGCUGACUUGCUCAAGGAGCCUAGAUGUUCUUGGCACGAGGUGGUGGAAGAUUUGCUUCAUUAAUCUCACUGCUCCAUCCCAAGAAUCCCUGCAGGUUUAAACAAUUUCUGCAAGAAGAUUUUCCCAGUAAUAUUGUAAGACAAAAAAAGAACCCAAAAAACCCUGACAACAGCAACAGAAACCCAAAGCCGAGAGACUCGCGGGACCAUCCCCUGUGGAGAGAGUUCUGGGAAGGGCUGAUCUUGUCCAUUCCUUCCUAUCACCCAUCGGUUGCCUUCUCGUCAGCUUGUUUCUUCUUUACAAUCUCUGUGGCUAGGCUGAGCCCCUCCACGUAGCCGAGUGACCACGCCACACAGCCUUAAAGCGUGGGAUCAGGAACAGAUCUCUCACGAAGACUGAAAACAAGCCUUAGGUGGGAAAAGCACAGUGUCCUCGGGCAGUGGGUACUAAGAUCCCCAGCAUUGCAGUAAUGCUUUAGGUUUUUUCAGUGUCCAUUGUGUCCAUCGCCUUUGUUCAUAGUUCUUCAGUUUAUUGGUGGGUGGGUAUUCUAAUUUCAGAGAGAAGGAAAUCGGGGUGAAAAUCGAAGUCAGUUGCCUGCUCCAGAUUAUCCUGUAGUGAGUGGCAAAGGCAGAGCCUUCCCCCUGCUCAGUGGGCUUUGCAUUUGCUUUGUGACACCCUGACACGCCUUCCAAAUAAAGACUUUAUCAUCACGAUUCAGAACAUAGCAACACCUUGAGAUAAAAUAAAAAAUGCAACAAAAUAUGCAUCGCCGGAGGGAAAAUCGUGCUGAACAGACACCAUCUCAUCCACUGGUCCCUUUAACAAUUAAACACUGGGGGACUGCUAUUACAUACAAGGCCCCACUCUUGAAAGUCUUCCAGAAGUUUCAGAUAAUUUUCUGUUCUAAAGAGGAUUUCUGUCUGGCAUGGUUGCUUCUCCACACACUCCCCGCAAUAGCGAUGGGGCGAUGGUGAGGUCGACACACAUCUGGUUCUUGUCACAACGUCCCAAGAUAAACAAGAACAGUUCUAGAGGGAACAACUAAAAACUCGAAUGCAUGAGUGAUGAUGAAUUGCUCCAGGUCAUAAUCAGCCCUUGGGGAGCACGCUGGAAAUGCCGGUGUUGCAUUUUUCCUCCCCAUGGAGUGAAAGGCUGUGUAUUUUUAGGGAAAAAAAAUCAGCGUGGGAUGCUGGAGGUUUGGCUGCCAGAAAUACUUGGGAUGGAAAUUUUUCUGACCGGGGGUAUAAUGAAAGAGAGAUGAAGGUCUGCAGGAGGGGGCUCUAUUUGCAUGCCCCCUAAAGAAAAUCUCUUUAGUCGGCUUCCUGAUUCUUCCGCAGAAGUAUCAGCCCCUCCAUUAGCAGAUUUGGAAGAGGGUUCCUUAAUUAGGCAGUGGCCAAAGAUUCUGUGGAGCAGGGACUCUGGAGUGGAAUGCAGUAAUCUAGUCGUUGACACAGUGAGUAAGGUGGUCCAGACUUAAGACUGUCUAACGGGAAUGGGCAGAAAGCAGGGCAGAUGGAUGGGGAGGAAAAUCUUUUGGGAAAGUAGAAAUAAACUGGAAAAAAAAAAAAGGUCAUCAUGAUUUCCUUUGCCUCAGCCAGGCAAGUAGAGGGUGGAACAACUAGGCAAAUUAACAGCCAAUUAUUAACGAAGAGAGCCCAUUGUAAUGCUAAUUGAAAUAAGAAUUGUGUGGUAAAGCUGCUGAGAUCUAAACCAAGGGAGGCACUCUUAUCCUUACAUUAUUCCAUUACUUGUAUCAGAAUCUACCUUUCUUCUAGUAGGAAGCUAUGCAUUCCCUAUCAAUCCCUUUGACUAUCAGGAAUGUAUAAGAACUGUGAUAAAAUAAGCCAAUAUGCCAUUUGGUACCAUUUUUAUGUAUCUUAGAUGCAUAACUUAGGUAUAAUAAGAAUAGUUUAUAUGUAUAUGAAAGCAAAUUUUGCAGUAUGCAAGCUACAAUGGAUGCAUUUUAAGGCUGAAUAUAUAUUUAGCUCUUUUUUGGUAAAUACGGUUGACAAACAACAUGCCUCUUAAUUCGGUAUAUUCUGCAAGUCUAUGAAUAAAAAGUAGCUCGUGCCUAA
This is a messenger RNA of Ailuropoda melanoleuca (giant panda), 6434 nucleotides long. It is a transcript of the gene LGI2, whose product is annotated as leucine rich repeat LGI family member 2. NCBI's taxonomy places the organism in Eukaryota, Metazoa, Chordata, Mammalia, Carnivora, Ursidae. The record is from RefSeq and is a predicted model, not a curated record. The coding region runs from base 1 to 1854 and encodes 617 amino acids. Gene Ontology annotation, biological process: inhibitory synapse assembly. Gene Ontology annotation, molecular function: protein binding. The transcript has 9 exons.